Brugia malayi is the source of this 180-nucleotide messenger RNA. RefSeq lists its product as uncharacterized. The transcript has 2 exons. Lineage: Eukaryota; Metazoa; Nematoda; Chromadorea; Rhabditida; Onchocercidae. The record is from RefSeq and is a predicted model, not a curated record. The coding region runs from base 1 to 180 and encodes 59 amino acids.
AUGCGAUACAAUCUUACCAUCUCAGAGUCAUAUUUACCUGUUUGUUGCAGUGAAAUAAUCAAAAAACUACAACUAUCAAAAGAAGCACAUGGUGAAAAGGGGCGCAAAUGUGUUGAAGGUCGUGGCGUCACGGUUAAACAAAAAAGCAACAAAAAGCAAAAGGCUAACAAUAUUGAAUGA